Motacilla alba alba is the source of this 3563-nucleotide messenger RNA. RefSeq names its product 5-hydroxytryptamine receptor 1D (gene HTR1D). The coding region runs from base 1733 to 2869 and encodes 378 amino acids. Lineage: Eukaryota; Metazoa; Chordata; Aves; Passeriformes; Motacillidae. The record is from RefSeq and is a predicted model, not a curated record. The transcript is spliced from 2 exons. Gene Ontology annotation, molecular function: G protein-coupled serotonin receptor activity; neurotransmitter receptor activity. Gene Ontology annotation, cellular component: plasma membrane; dendrite. Gene Ontology annotation, biological process: vasoconstriction; regulation of locomotion; chemical synaptic transmission.
UACUGCUUCUUCGGGAAAAAAAAAAAAAGGAAAAGAAAAAAAAUAACAUUCAUUUCUAGUCAUCAUCUAAAACUGGUAAAAUCCACUAACUGCAUAGCUUAAAAAUGCUGGAAUUAACACUGGGGCUCUUAGGUUUGGAAGCAGGAGGGCUGUGCUGAGAGGGUGUGCAAGCCCCAGGUCGGAGUCCAGCUGAAGCAGCACUCGGGUCGAGCCCAUCCAGAGGAGCUCCGAGCCGCUCUCCAUCCUUGGCCACCCCGGGGCCUCCCCAGCCGCUCUGCUCAUCGCCGCUGCCCUGAGCUAUCGAUCCUCGCAUCGCCCGGAGCGGUGCGAGGCUCCCCGAGCCCGCAGCCCCGCAGCCCCGGGCACGGCCCGGCUGGCGCAGCGCGCUCCGGCGCGGGGAAGCCCCGGGAAGGGACCGCGGCCCCGGGCAGCGCUGGGCCGGAGGGACCCUCCCUGCCCGACCCUCGGGGGGCAGAGCCCCGAGCUCCGAGCGAGCCGCAGGCACGCUGCCGAGCGGAGCGGAGGAGCGGAGCGGGACGCGCAGCGCGGGCGCGACGAGCCCGGCCGGGGCCGCCGGUGUUUCGGGGGGACGCUGCCGGAGCCGGGCGAGAACGGGACGGCGGGGACGGCGGAUUCCCAGCUGAGUGCUUGGAUGGAUGGCAUGAAUUGGUACCAGCGAUGACUGAGAGAGGCUCUUCUCCUCCACGGCUGGGAGAAGGCUGGCCUGGUCAUUGUCUCCUUGCAGAAGUUGGAUGUUCCUCCUCCUACCCUCACAGCACUCUUCAAAGGCAUUCCUGACCCACAUUCAGGAUCUCUUUCAAGAAGGGCUGGGCUGGCAUGAUGUGAGCGACAUUCUGGUACUCAUGGAAGUGAGUGAAAUCUGUCUUAGGAUGUUUCCUUCAGGUUUGUGAAGACUUCAGGAAAUCCAGUCCUGGUGAAUACAAGGAAAAGUAUGGAAAGCCUGUAGAUUGCAUAGUGUGCUGUAAUGUGCACCAGUGCAUUGGGGUCUGGCACCCAGCGCCUGACUUCAGCAUUUGGAGACUAAUUGUUGAAGGGAAAACCUGAGCAGGCUGGAGAAAUAAAUGCAAAUGGAGACCUGUGCUUGAAGAAGCCUUGAUUUGCAAAUCUGGGAGAAAUUAUGUUUACAGAGGGAAUUCAGAAGCAUUGUUUUAUAUGUUAGGUACUCUACUAAUAAAGUGUCCCUUGUAAAUACCAAAGACAUGACACUCAGCUAUUAGAGAGAAAAGGAAAAUAAUCUUGAGGGUUGCUUUGUCUCAAGCAAAGGGGCAACAACUGCAUGCUCAGAUGUUUCUUUUCCAUCUCUUACCCUUCAGUAUUGAUUUAUGCAACUUUGCAGAAGAUUAGGUUAGAAAGGAGGUGUGAAAAAAAGAUAAUAUAGAAUUCUUUAGUUUUCUUCAAGAUGAAAACCACCUGAAUUCCCAUCACAUACAGUACUGAUUUCAUUGUUGCACACCAGACUCACAUCUGGAUGACAUUUUGCUUUAACAGUGAUGUAAGUGAUGUGAUGUGAUGUGAUGUGAUGUGAUGUGAUGUGAUGGAAAAUCUUGCAUAGGAGAGUACCUCAUCUACUGCAUCAGCUGAAGUUUUCAACAAGUUAAUAAUUCUUCAGUGUUCAACCAAAGUAUGAAAAAUUCUAUUUCAUCAACAAAAGUGAGCAUCUUUCUCCAUUGUCCCAGAAAGAUUCCACUGGAAGGUGAAAUCAGAGCAGAGGAUGACUCAGUACAACCAUUCAGCACAGUUCACUCUCCAGAGCUCAGCAAAUAAAUCAUUAAAUGUCACUGAAACACCUCUGUCUUGGGACGAAAGGACACUCUUUGGGCUGAAGAUUUCACUGUCAAUCCUUCUGUCUGUUAUAACUUUGGCAACAAUCCUUGCGAAUGUUUUUGUCGUUAUUACGAUUUUUCUGACUAGAAAGCUCCACACACCUGCCAAUUACCUCAUUGGCUCUUUGGCAGUGACUGAUCUUUUAGUGUCUGUGCUGGUGAUGCCUGUCAGCAUUGCUUACACUGUCACCCACACGUGGGCCUUUGGCCAGCUGCUGUGUGACAUCUGGCUGUCUUCAGACAUCACGUGCUGCACAGCCUCCAUCCUGCACCUGUGUGUCAUUGCCCUGGACAGGUACUGGGCCAUCACAGACGCUCUGGAAUACACCAAACGCCGCACUGCUGGCCGAGCAGCCCUCAUGAUUGCCGUGGUCUGGAUGAUAUCUAUCAGUAUCUCUGUGCCACCGUUUUUCUGGAGGCAAGUGGAAGCUCACGAAGAAAUUGCAAAGUGUGCUGUAAACACAGAGCAAAUUUCCUACACGAUUUAUUCCACUUGUGGAGCUUUCUACAUCCCAACCGUGCUCCUCCUGAUAUUGUAUGGGAGAAUUUAUGUAGCAGCUCGAUCCAGGAUUCUGAAGCCACCCUCGUUAUAUGGGAAACGUUUUACUACUGCACACCUGAUCACUGGCUCUGCAGGGUCUUCCCUCUGCUCCAUUAAUGCCAGCCUCCAUGAAGGGCAUUCCCAUUCAGGUGGAUCCCCAAUAUUUCUCGGUCAUGUUAAAAUAAAACUUGCAGAUAGUGCGCUGGAAAGGAAAAGAAUUUCUGCUGCGAGAGAAAGGAAAGCUACCAAAACUUUAGGCAUUAUUCUGGGAGCUUUCAUUUUCUGCUGGCUGCCUUUUUUUGUCAUAUCCCUGGUCCUACCAAUCUGCCAAGAUGCCUGUUGGUUUCAUCCCAUCCUACUGGACUUUUUUACCUGGUUGGGUUACCUAAAUUCAUUAAUCAAUCCAGUCAUUUAUACAGCUUUUAAUGAAGAAUUUAAACAGGCUUUCCAAAAAGUAAUACUUUUCAAAAAGUGUUCCUCUUGAGACUCUCCUCCUGUGUAACUGACCCUCGUGCAAUCUCACAGCCUACCUGAAACUUUCCAUGCUUUUAUUCCUAAGAAACUGAGUGGUAAUUGCCAUCUCUGCUGCUACCCUGUUCUGUGCAUGUAACUGGGAAUUUCUUGCUAAUUUGAUACUUUCUGUCUGGGAUUGUACAUGCCACAACAGAACUUGUCCGUGGUCUCUGCAGUGAUCAUGUGUGUAUAUAACAUCAAUGACACAUGAGAUAAGCUUUGCAACAAGGCAAACUGCGUGAACCAGGGAGUUUGUCUAGUGGGAUGAGGUGACACAUUACCCUGAUGGGAGGAAAUUGUGUGUGUAUUUACAAGACCUUAGUAUUUCUGCUGUAUAUUAUUAACCAUUUAUGUCAGCUGAGAGAGUUUCUAAGGACCAGGAUCUGAUACUUCUAUUUCCUAUGGCAUGUAUCUUACCCAUGUGAAGCUGAUAAAACCUGUAACUCUUUCAGAAGAUGUGUGACACAGCCUGACUAUAAUCAGCAGCAGGGCAGAGCAGCAUAGCACAGAUGUAAGCUAUGUGGAUAUUUCACAAAUGCUGCAUUUGAAGCUAUGCUUUUGGUGAAGUGUAGAAAGGAGACAAUUUAGUUGAAAUAAUUAUUACACAUUUUAUCAUUAAUAGAACAGCCAGUGAAGAAAUGCUACAAAAUAAAUAGCAUGAAAAU